Messenger RNA from Cetraspora pellucida, 415 nucleotides. NCBI's taxonomy places the organism in Eukaryota, Fungi, Glomeromycota, Glomeromycetes, Diversisporales, Gigasporaceae. The record is from the annotation of a GenBank genome assembly.
AUGGAUUCUGAUGAAGAUUUUACAACUUCGAUUAAUACUUUUAAUACUAUUAUAGACUUUGAUAAUAUUGUAACUUCAUCAAGUGCUAUGGGUAUGCAGGAUGAUUUAGAAGAUAAUGAAUUUAUAACUCCACUUAAUAAUUUUGGUACUCAUUGGACAGGUUUUUUACAUUCAAAGCAAGUUAAAAAUACCAAAUCACAUCGAUAUAAUGCCAAGUCUAAUGAUAAAAUACUUUAUAUACAAAAAAUUAAUAAAAAAAAUUCUGAAAAUAUAUCCAAGUCUUACUUAGAUGAAGAUAUAGAUAUAUCUUCAAAAAAACGUAAAGCUAUCUUGACAGACUUUUUCAACAAGGCUUCAAUUUCAUUAGAUAAAAUUAAUGAGCUUCAUACUUUAUUAUUACAAUUAUUAAUCUAUA